Dendronephthya gigantea is the source of this 1626-nucleotide messenger RNA. RefSeq names its product estrogen sulfotransferase-like. Gene Ontology annotation, biological process: sulfation. Bases 347 to 1246 code for a protein of 299 amino acids. The transcript is spliced from 2 exons. Gene Ontology annotation, cellular component: cytoplasm. The record is from RefSeq and is a predicted model, not a curated record. NCBI's taxonomy places the organism in Eukaryota, Metazoa, Cnidaria, Anthozoa, Malacalcyonacea, Nephtheidae. Gene Ontology annotation, molecular function: sulfotransferase activity.
CGCAAAAUGGUAUUAAUACGAGUCGAUAUUACACAUAGAUCACACAUAGAUCAGGACUGUAUUGCCAGUUAGCAAAUGCAAUCUGCAGACAGCACCACAGAUAACAUCGACAGCACCAUCUCUGUCGACCAAUGACAAUAAACAUCACCACUUCAUCACAGCAGAAUGUAAUUAAAACCCUUGUGGCAAUCAUUGCGAAACCUCUUUCACGAGCAGUCAUAGAAUCAUCACCGUCAGACUUUCGGUUAAAGGUCUGAAUCUUGUUUGCGCUUCUGCUUUUCUCUCUGGGCCUUGUAAAUUUGAACUUCUUUCGAGCACACGGACCACGGUGUUGCAUAGAGAAGGCAUGGAACUCAUGGUGCAAAAGGUUUAUUCCCUUCAAACCGAAGAAGGAAGAAUGAAAGGUUUACGUUUCAAACCUCGGCCGUCCGAUAUCAUUAUCGUGACUCCGCUAAAAUGUGGCACAACAUGGGUACAGCAGAUCGCACAUCAGCUGAAAACCGGCGGGGAUAUGGAUUUCAAAGAGAUCACCGAAGUUGUUCCUUACAUUGAAUCCGCUCACGAUAUGCACUUGGACCUUGAAGCAGAACAACGUGCGAACCCAAGAUGCUACAAGAACCACACAUGGUACGAUCACUGCCCGAAAGGAGGGAAAUACAUAGUGAUCUACCGGGAACCGUGCGCUGUCGCCUACAGUUUAUUCAAGUUUAUGUAUGCUUGGUUUUUUCAACCGGAUGAAAUUACCCUUGAGCAAUUCAUCUUGAACUUUUUCUUGGUGCUUGGCAAACCACAGAGCGAGAUGGAGUACGCCUCUUAUUUCGAGCAUUUCAUAAGUUGGUGGAAGCACAGAAACGACCCAAACGUGCUGUUCUUAUUCUAUGAGGAAAUGAAAGAAGACCUGGAAACAGCUGUCAAGGCCAUUGCUUUGUUUAUGGGAAUACACGACCAGGAAAGAAUUCAAAAUGCGGUCAGGAUGAGCACGUUCGAGUUUAUGAAGGCAAAUGAAAACAAAUUUAACGAGAACCUCCUUGCUUUUUAUCGUAACAAAGCUUGUGGUAUCCCGGAAGGAAUCUGUAACACAAAAGUCGCUACAGGAUCAGUGGACGAAGCUCUAAAAGUUCUACCUCAAAACGUCCAGGAAGCCAUUCAAAAGAAAUGGCAAGAAAUUAUAACCAAAGAAACCGGGUAUGAAAGUUACGACAAGUUGAGAGUUACUUUCAGAAAAGAAAAACCAUUGAAGAUAUAGUCUAUUUAACGACGUUAGAGUAUUUUGUUUUUAUCAUUGUAAUCAUUUCACUGAGAAAUACGCAUGGUCGAUCUGCUCUCGUCAUGCAGUCCAAUUAGCCCUUUUACUCAUGCUCGUUUCAACGAUUUUUAUUAUGCACUCGUUGCGAAGGAUCCUUCACAAUUCGUGCAUAAAAAUCGUACGCACUCGCCAACCAUGAAGUAAUCUCUGUUUACGCACUUACGGUGAUUCCGCAGUUUUGCAUUGCGGAUAAAACUUGAGGAUAACUUUUACUUACAUGGCAUGUUAAUUUUGAACGAUUAAACCCAAAUACUUUGCAUUUAUAUAGGAAGUGGUCAGUCAUUCUUGACAUAAAUUACGGUUGAUAUAGUUAUACCAAA